AUGUCCAAACCCCCCUCCACGACCUCCACCGACCCCCCCGACACCUCAAGCGCCCCCUCCGACAAAGCCUCCGAGCUGACCGCCGUAGUCGACGACCUCCUGAACCAGCUCUCCACCAACUUCUCCACCAUCUCGUCGGAGCUUAUGAGCAAGAUGGACGACAUGAGCCGGCGGCUUGAUAAUCUGGAAGCGACGAUUCAGGCGGGGGGGUCGACGCGGGGGGAUGGAGACUCCAGCUCACUGAAGCCAUAG
Coniosporium apollinis CBS 100218 is the source of this 252-nucleotide messenger RNA. RefSeq lists its product as uncharacterized. Gene Ontology annotation, molecular function: transcription corepressor activity. Bases 1 to 252 code for a protein of 83 amino acids. NCBI's taxonomy places the organism in Eukaryota, Fungi, Ascomycota, Dothideomycetes. The transcript has 3 exons. Gene Ontology annotation, cellular component: nucleus; cytosol. Gene Ontology annotation, biological process: cellular heat acclimation. The record is from RefSeq and is a predicted model, not a curated record.